Messenger RNA from Caenorhabditis elegans, 2064 nucleotides. It is a transcript of the gene frpr-10, whose product is annotated as G-protein coupled receptors family 1 profile domain-containing protein. The transcript is spliced from 7 exons. The record is from RefSeq and is marked reviewed. Gene Ontology annotation, biological process: signal transduction; G protein-coupled receptor signaling pathway. Gene Ontology annotation, cellular component: membrane. Gene Ontology annotation, molecular function: G protein-coupled receptor activity. The coding region runs from base 859 to 1737 and encodes 292 amino acids. NCBI's taxonomy places the organism in Eukaryota, Metazoa, Nematoda, Chromadorea, Rhabditida, Rhabditidae.
AGAUGGUCAGGAAGGAUCGAGAGGCAACCGCGGAUCAUUCAGAGGUGGACGAGGAGGUUACGACAGAAGACGUGAUGAUGAAGAAUCAAAAGCAGAAAAUCGUUUUGGAGGGUACAAUCGGGGAGCAAAUGGCGGAAACUAUCGCGGGAGAACUGGCGGGAGCGGCAGAGGUGGAUCGACCCAAACCACUACCGUGGAUCCUAAAUAUAAUGGAUUGAUCUUGGAAAAUUCAGCAGAGCCAAAGCUUAAAGGUAUGUAUUCCUGGAAUAGUUGCUGCAGUCCUCUCCGCAAUUGUAUUUGCUCGUCUUCGUCAGAGUUCACUUGAGGUAGACGAAUGGAGCAUUCUAGAAAAAAGAAUAUAUAAUUCAUUUCUAAAAAUACGGCUUUUGAAUUCUGUAUUCUUGCUAAAACAUCAGACAAUAAUGAUGGUUUACUCAACGAUUGGAAUGCUAAAAUUAAAUAAUAUUAAUGCAUUCUGCAAGUGAAAUUAAGACUUUUUUGUUAUUUUGUUUAUAUCUUUAUUCCAAGUAGUUCGUCAGAAAUGAAAUAGGAUAUUUUGAGUCUAAAAGCUUUAACAUUUAAUUUAGUGUCUAGUUUUCUUGCAACUUGCCCCAAGGGCCAGUUUAAGAAGAUUUUCAUCUCUGAAUAUUCAUCCCCCACUGCUCUGAGGGUCUAUCAAAAUAUUUGUGCAUAAAGGGUACAAAGAACGGUAAUUUUCAAACAUCAAAAUUUUAGGAACUGUGAACAUGAACGGGAACGUAGAGACUUUUCUACAAAAGUUAUUUUAAAAAUAAAGAAAUUCAGGUUCUACUUUGCGGUCUCUCAUUAUUUGAUGUGGUUCUACUUACAUCUUCAAUUAUGAUAUAUCCAUCAAUGCAUCAAUGUUCUACAAUCCAUGAAACUGAACAAAGGCUAAACAGUUCUGUUUGUCACUUCUUUUGGCGUGUCACUGUGUCCAUAUUCCCGUUAUCAUUAAUUGCUCAAGCUGGAUCCGUUUGGACAUACGUGGCAGUUACUGUUGAUCGAUUUAUUGCUGUAUGUUUUCCAAUCAAACGAAGAGUUUGGUCGACGAGAUCAAAUACGAUAACUGUGCUUUUUGUUAUCACUUUUAUCAGCGCAAUAUUCAAGCUUCCAUCAUUUUUCGAAGUUCGACUAGAUCAUAAUGGAGAAGUAGAGCCGACGGAAUUGCGAAAAAAUGAAUUUUACAUCGAAUUUUAUUUGUUUUAUCUCUACGUUACAUUUAUUCAAUUGAUUCCAUGGACACUUAUAAUAUUUCUGAAUGCAAUUAUCAUUCACAAAGUGAGAUUGGCUUAUCGAGCACAAGAAGCAAUGGUUCAUAAUAGUGGAAAAUUGAAUACAAAACGAGAGGAUGCAGAGAGAAAAGUAACAGUAAUGGCAACAGUGAUGACAAUGAUAUUCAUCAUAUGUAAUAUUCCACCUGGAAUCAAUUAUCUUGUCGAUCGAUACAGUAAUCCUACAGUUUAUAGGCAAAGAAUUCCACUUUCAAAUGUUCUUGUUUGUGUAAAUAGUGCAUCAAAUAUGAUGAUAUAUUGUGUAUUCAACAGCCGUUUCCGUCGAGCUGCUCUAAAACUUCUAGGAUGUCCAUCAUUCUUUUCAUCCAGACAUGGAAGUGUAUCAACUAGGUUGACAAGAGAAGAAACUACUGGAAUGCUUCGUUCUCGUGUUGCCACAUACGAGAAUCUACAGAGAAGUAUGGAAAUGCCAGCAGCAUGUUAAAUUCUGAUUUAUUGGAAUUAAUUAGAUUAUCUAUUGAACUACAUGUGUCAUUUUGUGAUUAAUAUUCUUGCUUGGGGUCUAUAAUGUUUUAUUCAUUUUAAUUAAACAAAACACUUUUUGAACACCGUUGAACUUUUUCAGAUUGUUAUGAAAAACACGCUGGUAUGUUUUAUGAUAUUCAGUUUUAGAUUCCUCAAACAAAUUUCCGAUUAAAAAAAGAACAAUUAAUCUGAUGCUCAUUUUUAAACAUGUGUUCUUCUGAUUUAAAAGUUUGAAAACAAAAAUAAAAUGGAAUUUCGGAAAAAGCAUAAAGUUUUUGUUGUUUCA